AUGAAGUUGGCAUCAUGCAAAAAACUAACGACAGUGUUUUAUGAAGGGUAUCUCUUACCAAACUCGAAUAAUGUUACAAACUUCUUAUCCAACUUCCCCUUCCUUGAAAAUUUGGUUUUGCAUCCUGAUUGGCAUACUAUUAAAGGCGACAAUUUGAAGUUGUCAAAUCAUUCCCUGAAGACAUUGGAGUUACAUUCACGGUUUGAUUUGGAUGAAAUUGAGUUAAACACCCCCAAUUUGGGUUUAUUUGUUUACAUUGUUCAUCCCGCGUAUUCUUACCUUGGGAUGAGCCGUUUACCUCACUUGAAAGCAUCUAUGCGAUACUAUCCCUAUCACUCUAUAGAUUUCCAGAAGUUGAGGCUAUUUUUGGACAAAGAAAGUGGUUUCAAAGCUUUGAACUUGUAUAUAUGCACAGAUGAGAGGUCCAUGGUGUUAGAAAAGCUAAAUGCGAUUGAGUUGCCACGUUAUGAACUCGAGAAUAUUGAGCUACAUUUUGAUUAUGAAGAAUCACCAGGUGAUGAGGCUUUGGAUGCAGGACAUGAAGAAAAAUCAUCCUUUCAUGCGGCUUUUGUGGAUGCAGUACUUUGUUGUUUCCGUCCUCGAUCUCUAACCUUAAGAUCGUCAUCCUUUCCUUUAACCGAUUUUGAAGAACAAAGUGCUCUUGUCAAGAUUACUCAUGAGAAGCUAUUUGAACAAGAAAAUCAAGGCCAUACCAAUAUUGAGAUUGUGUCGCCUUACUCUUUGAAAGCACAAAGCAGUUUAGGGGCUUGAUGCCAUUGCCACAGCCACCACCUUGUGAAGAAAAAGCAAUUAGCUUUAUAAAGAAAGAAGG
Helianthus annuus (common sunflower) is the source of this 832-nucleotide messenger RNA. RefSeq lists its product as uncharacterized. The transcript has 3 exons. The record is from RefSeq and is a predicted model, not a curated record. Lineage: Eukaryota; Viridiplantae; Streptophyta; Magnoliopsida; Asterales; Asteraceae. Bases 1 to 771 code for a protein of 256 amino acids.